Carassius carassius (crucian carp) is the source of this 863-nucleotide messenger RNA. Its product is annotated as pro-glucagon-like. The coding region runs from base 443 to 820 and encodes 125 amino acids. Gene Ontology annotation, molecular function: glucagon receptor binding; hormone activity. Gene Ontology annotation, biological process: response to starvation. Lineage: Eukaryota; Metazoa; Chordata; Actinopteri; Cypriniformes; Cyprinidae. The record is from RefSeq and is a predicted model, not a curated record. The transcript has 4 exons. Gene Ontology annotation, cellular component: extracellular region.
AAAGCUUUGCAGAGUGCAAACAUCAUCUCUGCCUUGAAAUCUGACCGAAUGCAUCUCAUCCUGAAAGUGCCUAUGCAAUUAUUUGCUCUCCUCUGUUUUUAACAAGACAGAAUCAUGUUUGACUUUCCCCUUAAGUGACUUUUUGACUCGUUUGACCAUCUUCCCAUCUCUCUUUUUAAACAGGUUCACAGUGCAAAUACAUUGAUGCAUUGAGAUUAAUGGAUUGAAACUAAUAAGUGUGUCUGCGUAUGUGUGUGUGUAUGUGUGUGUGUGUGUGUGUGUGUGUGUGUGGAUCACGCCACCUGGGCAUCACUAUAUAAGACUCAGAACAUCAGGCUGGGACCGUGAAAUCGCACUGGGAGCCAGGAAGGAGAAACCAGUAAGGCAACAUCAACAUAUUUGACUUUAUUUCUCUGUGACGACCCAGCGCAAUCCAGGUAAGAUGAUGACAAGGAUCUAUGCCUUUAUUGGACUUUUAUUUCUUAUUCUGAUCCAGAGCAGCCAACAGAUUCCCAUACAAGAAAACAUGGAAGAAAACUCCAGCUUUAUGUCUGAGGAUGCACUAUUUAGUGACCCAAGAGAAGUGAGCAACAUGAAGAGACAUUCAGAGGGCACAUUCUCAAACGAUUACAGCAAAUACCUGGAGACCAGGAGAGCACAAGACUUCGUUCAGUGGUUAAUGAACUCCAAGAGAAGUGGAGUCCCCACAAGACGGCACGCAGACGGCACAUUCACCAGUGACGUCAGCUCUUACCUGCAGGACCAGGCGGCAAAAGAGUUUGUGUCCUGGCUAAAGACAGGUAGAGGACGAGGCGAGUGACGACUCAUGACAGCGAGAUAAAAACUACUGUGAUAUUCUGCCU